AUGACUUUAACAAACUUUUCCAUAGCAGAAAUUCUGAAACCAGAUUUUGGUGACAAUAACCGUCGUGUACCUAGAAUACCAGUUUCAUCAAGUAGGCCUUCAGAAACAUCUAAAAAGGAACAGUUACCGAGUCCGGAUUCUAAUUCCGAAGAAAAAAAGAAUUUGUGGCCAGCUUGGGUUUAUUGUACCCGAUAUUCAGAUAGACCGACAUCAGGGCCAAGAGCUCGCCAUGUCAGAAGAAAAAGAAACAGUUCAGAAAGUUCGGAGGACAAACGACCGAGAGUUGCCUUCACAAAUGAACAAUUAGAAAAACUGAAAGUAGAAUUUGAGGAAUGUCGUUAUUUGACAGAAGCUCGGCGACGAGAUUUGGCGAUUCGCCUUCACCUAUCAGAGUCUCAAAUCAAAAUCUGGUUCCAAAAUAAACGGGCGAAACUGAAGAAAUCAUCAAGUAGUGAAAAUCCUCUGGCACAAUGCUUAAGAAAUCAAGGUCUCUAUAACCAUGCACCACUAAGUGAUUGA
Messenger RNA from Lottia gigantea (owl limpet), 519 nucleotides. RefSeq lists its product as hypothetical. Bases 1 to 519 code for a protein of 172 amino acids. The transcript is spliced from 3 exons. Gene Ontology annotation, cellular component: nucleus. NCBI's taxonomy places the organism in Eukaryota, Metazoa, Mollusca, Gastropoda, Lottiidae. Gene Ontology annotation, molecular function: RNA polymerase II cis-regulatory region sequence-specific DNA binding; DNA-binding transcription factor activity, RNA polymerase II-specific. The record is from RefSeq and is a predicted model, not a curated record. Gene Ontology annotation, biological process: regulation of transcription by RNA polymerase II; multicellular organism development; neuron differentiation.